Molecule: messenger RNA, 1542 nt
Organism: Aaosphaeria arxii CBS 175.79
Lineage: Eukaryota; Fungi; Ascomycota; Dothideomycetes; Pleosporales
Exons: 2
Coding region: 194-1399 (401 amino acids)
Source: RefSeq, a predicted model, not a curated record
CUUAGCGCUCCAUUUGGCCUCAUGUCUCUGCCUCGUACGGGAUACAGCAUCGCAUUAUUGAAUUGAUCCUUCCGCACACCGAUCUUCUGUAUAUCAGGACUCCCUACAAGGGAGACAAACAUUAAACCAUCAUCACACAUCAUCUAUCCGCACAGCCUUCUGACCAAACUCUGCGCUAUACACACUCUCGAUCAUGCGCUGGCUCCAGACCGAACCAGGCCAACCCGCCAUCGAAGCCUUGCAACUUGACAUUGUAGGUUUCCUCGCCAUCUUGGGAGAAGGUUCCGUCCUUGCAAACGCCCAAGUGUCGACCCUUUCGAGAUGGAUCUUUCUACCCCGUCUCAUACCAGCACCUCAAGCCCUGAUGCGGCCUACGAGGCCGACUAAACUCGAACCUGCUUCGGGCAACGUCGCGGGCGUGUAUUCGGGAAACUCUCGAGAUUCCAUCAACCACAUUGCGAACAUUGUAUGCGACGCCAACAACCUCCCGGAGCACUCCGUCCGCGUCGUCUCCAUCAACCGCAUCAACAAAGAGAAGAAUCUCAAGGCGCGCACCCUCGCACCCCUAACCUUCGUCCUCUUCCUCGGCUUCUUCCUCUCCUGUCUCCUCCUGGGCCUCUCAAUCUGGCUUGACGACGGCAUGUCCCUCGUCUCGACCUGCCUCCUCUCCUCUCUCUCCACCCUCAUCGGCAUCGGCAACAAAUGGACGCUCCAGCUCCCGAAACGGGGGGACCCCUCGGGAAAAGUCCCCCGCGGCGACGUCGUCGUCCGCUAUCCCAAAGGCAACUUCCUCGUCGUUCGGUGCGACGAACAAGUCGCGCGCGAACUCUACUUCGCACCCGAGAACAUCACCUACCUCCUCCAGCACGGCCCGGCCUACCGCCUCCUCUCGCUCGUCGGCACCGUGAUGCUCAUGGGCGGCGUCAUCUGCCUCGCGAACGCGCAGAUCCAGCUGCAGAUCGCGUGGGCCGGGUCGUACAUGCUUCUCGGGUCCGCGUACUGGAUCGUCGCUGCGCUGCCCGGGAAACUGCAUUGGGACUAUUCGUGCUACGAGGUCGUGCAUGAGGCGCUGUCGGACUCGACGGUGGGGAAGAAGGGGUAUCCGAGCGAGAGUAAGACGUUUACGAAGGCGCUUUGGCAUGCGAUCGCGGUGACGAAGAAGACGGAUUGGGUGUUGAGGAGUAAUGCGUGUCCGAACACGGAGGCAUGGCUGGAGUGGCUGCAGGAGGCGAAGGCGGUGAGUGAGGAUGUGAGGGAGGCGGAUAAGGAGGCGGUGCCGGGGGUGCAGACGUGGGAGAUCCCGAAGGGGUGGGAUCCGCAGGAGAAUUUGAAUAGGAUUUUGGCGUUCUAUGCGAAGAAGGAUCCGAAGAGUAUGAAUAAGAGUGUGGAGGAGGUUUGAGCGGGUUACGACUUGUUGUUGUUUGAUUGGCAUUUUUUGGAUCAUUUACUGGCGACGGGGAAAACCUGGGAGCAUUGGGAUGUUGGAUACCGUCCCGCCAUAUUAACGACUUCUUUCUAUACUAACGAAGACAUCUAACGACC